Messenger RNA from Diatraea saccharalis (sugarcane borer), 4841 nucleotides. Lineage: Eukaryota; Metazoa; Arthropoda; Insecta; Lepidoptera; Crambidae. The record is from the annotation of a GenBank genome assembly.
CUUAUUUUCUUUUUACGCCCAGCCUUAAAGGUUGCUAUAAAAAUAUGUGAUUUGUUUCCAGGACUACAUAAUACUGCGGGAGUGAUGUUAAGAAAAGAUGUAGUAGCCGAUCAAGAUGCUGACGUCAUCAGAUUGCUGCAAGAAAAGGGCGCCAUAAUAAUCGGACUCACCAACGUCUCUGAACUUUGCAUGUGGUGGGAAUCCCAUAAUCAUAUCCAUGGCAGAUCUAACAAUCCGUACAAUACGACAAGAAUUGUCGGUGGUUCAUCGGGAGGAGAAGGAGCUGUUCAAGCAGCUGCUGGGAGUAUUUUUGGAGUUGGUUCUGACAUGGGAGGAUCCAUCCGCAUACCUGCCUUUUUCAAUGGAAUCUUCGGACACAAACCUUCAAAAUUUAUGAUCUCCAACGAAGGACAAUAUCCGAUGGAGGACUCCGACCUAUUGAAUUCAUUUUUAGGUACCGGUCCCAUGACAAGACACGCAGUAGAUUUAAAACCACUUUUGAGUAUUAUGGCUGGGGAAAAUAGUCCAAAACUAAAAUUAGAUCAACCAGUUGAUAUUACCAAGCUCAAAAUUUACUACCAGCUUAGCAAUGACGCGCCUUUGACAGAUCCCGUCGACCCUGACAUUAAGAUGGUGAUGAGGAGAGUAGUAGAGUACUUAAAGUUGCAAUACAGCAUAAAAACAGAAGUAAUUAAGAUACAAUUAUUAAAAAAAUCAAUGCCUAUUUGGAUGGCCACAAUGAAAGAAGAAACAAGGUUUCAAAGUCUUAUUAUGAAAAAGACGGGAGUAGGAGCCGUUUUAACGGAAUUAGUUAAGAAUGCUAUUGGCUGUUCUGACAAUACUUUGAUUGGUCUUUUAACAGCUAUAUCAGAUCGGACUAAGGCACAAUUUGGGAGUGAGAAGUAUAAAUAUUACUUAAAAGUAAGAGACCACUUAGAGAAAAUAUUUACUGAUAUGCUUGGUGAAAAUGGUGUUUUCUUAUAUCCAACACAUCCAACACCAGCACCAUACCACAAUGAACCAUUACUAAAAGCAUUUAACUUUUCUUAUACUGCCAUUAUAAAUUGUCUUGGACUGCCGAUAACUACAGUGCCUUAAGGGUUGGGUCGUGAGGGACUACCAAUUGGCAUACAAGUUGUGUCUAACCACAACAAUGAUAGAUUAUGUUUUGCUGUAGCUGAAGAAUUAGACAGAGCGUUUGGAGGCUGGGUAGAGCCACAAAAAUCAUAAUUUUACAAAUUAUCUUUAUCUAUACUUAUAUAGGUAUAAUAAAUCUGUAGAGAGGUCAAUUCUGUACAUGAAAUAUAUUUCCAAAAUAACUAUCAAGGGGUGAUUAGGAAUCGAUACUGAUGCCAAAAAUGCAAUCAGUAAAAUUUUUGUCUGUCUGUCUGUAUAACCGUUAUAGAAACAAAAACUACUCGAUGGAUUCUAACGAAACUUGGUACAAUUAUUUUUCAUACUCCUGAGCUGGUUAUAGUAUACUUUUCAUCACGCUACAAUCAAUAGGAGCAGAACAGUGAAGGGAAAUGUUGGGAAAACGGGAGAAGUUACUCCAUUUUUUAAGCUUCCGUCGCGUGUGCAACCUUAAUGGUUAAAGCUACCCAGAAAUCAUGUAUGACCGAAAUGUUCUCCUUAAAAUUAUAUUAAAAAUAUCCCACGACAGCAUAUGUCUAUCUUUUAUGGUUGACUUACAAUAACACGUGUAACUCCCGAUAGCUUAGCAAUUCGAAGCUUUCUGAUUGUAUUUGUCUAUUGUCUACUCUUACGUUUAUAACACUCUCAGUCAUCCCUAAUUAAAAAAGUUAACAGUAUUAAGUAUUCCAUAAAAAAGAAUCAUAGAAAUCGGUAUAGAAAUAUAUUAGUCGAAAUUGAUUUUUGAGAAACACAUUGGUUUAAUAAGAUUAGUCUUCAGGUAGCUACAAAGACGAACACAUGACAAAGGCAUGUCUUAUAAAAAAGCAGGAACGUAGGGUUUGUUAAUGUCAAGUUAAUAAUUUCAUUUUGUUACUAUUUUAUCAUCCUGGACCCGAUAUAUCUAUACUAAUAUUAUAAAGCUGAAGCGUUUUUUUGUUUGUUUGAACGCGCUAAUCUCAGGAACUACUGGUUCGAAUUGAAAAAUUCUUUUUGUGUUGAAGAGACCAUUUAUCGAGGAAGGCUUAAGGCUAUAUAACAUCACGCUGCAACUAUUAGGAGCGAAGAAAUAAUGGAAAACGCGGACGAAGUCGCUGGCGGCCACUAGUGUGAAAUAAAAAUGUUUGAAUUAAUUAUCUCUAUAUUUCUUAUAAUCUUGAUAAAUGUUGUUGUUACAGUGAAUAUUUUUAAUAAAAUAUUUUAUAGAAUAUAUUUAUGGCUAUUUUUGAAAUGGUACAUUCGACAGUAAGGAAUACAUAAUUUCCUUAUAUCAAUUAGGAAUUACUACACACAAUGAUAAUUAAAGUAAUAAUAUUAUUGCAAAUUUCAGCAGCUCUGUUACUUAAUUCAAAUAAAACGAAAUGUAUAAAGUUUGCAUUACCUAAUGUAAAUAGUGAAAAAGUUGAAUUGGUGGAAUCGACAAAGUUCCUUGGUAUAACACUAGAUUCCCAACUGCAAUGGGAUCCUCAUAUUGAUAAUUUGUCAAGUAGACUGAGUUCUGCAGCUUUUGCUGUUAAGAAAAUUAAACUCUUGACAAAUGUUGAAACAGCAAGAUUGGUAUAUUUUAGUUAUUUUCAUAGUGUAAUGAUGUAUAAGUAUAUUGUUGUGGGGUUCUGCGGCUAGCAUUCAAGAUAUUUUUAAUCUACAAAAGAGAGCUGUCCGCGCUAUAUAUAAUUUACGGUCAAGAGAAUCUCUCAGAGAAAUAUUUAAAAAAAUAAAUAUUUUGACUGUUACUUCUCAAUACAUCUAUGAAAAUAUUAUGUACGCAAGAAAACAUUACGAUUCCUUCACAAAAAAAGGAGUGUUCAAAAUCUUAACACAAGAAAUAAAAAUAAACUUGCCAUUCCAAGCUUCAGACUUCAGAAAACCAGAGGAUCAUUUCUGUGUAAAUGCAUUGCUAUGUUCAAUAAAAUUUAUAAAUUUAAAAUUCAUGUAAAGAACAUACUUAUGAGUAAAGGCUAUUAUAAAGUUAAUGAUUAUUUUAAGGAUCGCUAUGCAUGGAAUUAAUAGCCUUCGCUUUGUUCUAUAAAAGACUAAUUAUAUGUUCAACCUAUGUCCUCGAACUUUGAAAGUUGUAUUAUUAUUGUGAUAAUACAUAUUAUUUUGGUAAUGACAUGAUUUAUGUAAAUGUCAUUACUUAUGAUAAAGAGCUGGUAAGUUUCUUUCGCUUGUUCUUCUUGUCAGCUAAAAGACGUCCUGAACAAGUGGUAGGGAAAAAAACUUUUUUUGGACGAUUCAAAGGUGCUUGUAAUAGCCUACUUGAAUAAAGAUAUUUUCGUUUCAUUUCAAUUUCAUUUUCAUUUCAAGACAAUAAUUUGCAAAAUUUUACAAUUUUCAUACCAUUUAUAGGAACUUGUAUUUAUUUUUAAAUGUAAAAUUUACUUUCUUCAGCAGAUUUGUUUUGAUUAUAAUUUGACAAUAUAUUAAUUGUGACAAUAAAACAACAGUUGUGUAUAAUUUUAUACUGAGCACAUAAGUUACAUGAGGUUUAUGGUGAAUCAGAUAAGUUAUGUAUUAUGUUGAUUAUUUCUUUCCUCUUCACACUUGGAUUGAUUUUGUAUAGCAUAUCGCAUGACUCUAUUUGUCCAUAUUUGUGAGCCCAAUCUGCUAAUCUUUCAGUGUUACAAAUGACAUGAAUGCCACAGUCAUAUCCAUUGCUCUGUUGCAGACAUUCUUUAUUCACAAAAUUAAUCGAUGCUGUAAAUAUCAGAAAAUGCAAUUUUAUUUGUUGAAUUUGGUUUAUAUCUCACAACUUUAUUUUGUCAACAAAGUAGUUUAAAAACACAAGUUUUUACCUGUUUUUGAAAAAUAUGAAAUAAGGUGACUAGCAAACUCCCAAGCAACAUUAUGAUUACUUCCUGAUGAUGAGUCUAAAUGAUAAAAACAACUUUCUGGCCUUGAAUAAACAAGAAGACUCCAAUGUGAGCCACCUGCAGUGUCUGGAGAAUCAUUGUCAUUCAAGGCAAAGAAAACAAAUUUUUUACUGUUGAUAUCAAGUGGUUCUAAAAAUGUUUUAAUUUCUUCAGUGUCCACCAUUUUUAUGCACUGUGUAACUCCAGGAGAAAUAAAUAAUAAUUCAUUUGUAUUAAGGAAUAUUACUUUUUCUAGAUAUUCAAAAUAAAAUGAUAUAAUUGUAUCAUUCAGCCAGUAUGGGCCUUCCAAAAGUUCUACAUCUGACUGGUGUAAUAAAAUCUCAUGGAAGCUCAAUACAACAGAUGCUUUGGCCAUUCCGUCAUGUACCAAAUAAUAUUGCUUCUUGCAUAAGUUCUAAGUGAUGAUCUGAUAAGAAAAACAAUAAAAUAUGUAAUCUUGGAUAAAAAUUGCCUUAAGCAAAACAAAAAAAAACAAUAUUGAUAGGAGUAAUUUGAAAUGUCAAGUUUUAGAGGUUGGGUCUCUAAUAUUUUUUUAGAAAUCCCUAAAUAAUUAAUUAUGGUAAACUACACAACAAGAUUAGCCAAUAAGUAUCUCCUUUUAAAAUGUGUAAUGCUUGAUGACAUGUAGAUCGACAUGUAAAUACUAAAACUUACCAAAACAGAUCAACUGGUUUCAUAACAAGCUUUUUCAAGCAGUUAAAAAGGUAUUAGCCUGUCUUCUCGGUUUAUGGGUAAAAGCAGUUACAGUGAAUAUGUAGCACAAUAACUCGUUUUAAUAGAUUACAUUUAUUUUUGGAAGUGUUAUUACAGUACCCAUUUCACUUCAACAUCGCGAAU